Peronospora farinosa is the source of this 240-nucleotide messenger RNA. The record is from the annotation of a GenBank genome assembly. Lineage: Eukaryota; Oomycota; Peronosporomycetes; Peronosporales; Peronosporaceae.
AUGAUUUUGAACAAGAACCACUGCCGAACGAGAACUCAAGACGUUGCAAAUGGACUGGUCAAGCGGCUACUAGGUUCCUGUAUUCUGUCGCUUGUGUACUGGAAAGUCGAUAUGAACUCAGAGGAAGCAAACCAACAUGCAUUCCACAGGCGUCAGGCGUCAUUGAACGUGACGUAUCCACACCAUGCUGAUGUCGUAGGUCCUUACAGCUACGCUAUUUACGCGUACGUAUCCCGGUAG